AUGUCGCAUGAUUACGACCACUGCUUCGGUGAAUGUAGUAAAGGCACGUUGCUCUCAUCAAUUCCUCCAUUCUGGUCAUCUUCUUCCAGUUCACUCUAUGCCGGGCCUGCAAACUCCUGUCUGGACGAGAGUUCUCAGAAGACACAGCGUCUCUCGGCACAGACUGGUCUGAGCCUCGGGGUCGACUGUCUCCUAAACGAGUUCCGUCAGCGUCGCAGUCGCUUGCGCCGUCCGAAUCGAGCCGCAAGUGACGGUGCCUCCGUGGAUGAUUGGACCCGCGGGGGCUCGAGCUCUGAACCGACGCCACUUCGACCCUUCGUGGAAGAGGGACCGUGUCGGACCGACAGGUCGGAGGAGUGGACCGGUGAAAUAGGUACCGAGCCGAUCUGCCCACGGGCACUCGACCUCACUCUCGGCGGCCAAAAAACGUCCAGAUGGGAAAGUCUCCCCUCCGACAACUUGGGACUCGGAGGCACCGGCCUGACUCAGAAACCGUUUGCGUCUGAGCACGCAUGGUUGACCGGCCUCAGGUCGUCGAGGGCAGUCGACCUGCUGAAGGAGAAGCGGGCCUCGAAUUCCACGAAUGAGCGUCUUUCUCUUCCGAGGCAGGAGGCCUUUGCCAUGCCCAGGCUGGUGAGGCCGGCCGGAUCGGGCCUGUCUCAUAGGCCCUCGGACGAGGCUGCCGAGGACCCCAAACCUGUGGGACUCGAGGGCGAUGAGCACAAGCAGACGCUACCAGAAACCGAGAUCCUGUCCGGCGGUGAGUCCGAAUCCAUUUUCUACUCUUCCUUCGAUUCACAUCCUCAGACUCACAUCUGA
Molecule: messenger RNA, 819 nt
Organism: Protopolystoma xenopodis
Lineage: Eukaryota; Metazoa; Platyhelminthes; Monogenea; Polystomatidea; Polystomatidae
Source: the annotation of a GenBank genome assembly